Messenger RNA from Dendronephthya gigantea, 1439 nucleotides. RefSeq lists its product as uncharacterized. Lineage: Eukaryota; Metazoa; Cnidaria; Anthozoa; Malacalcyonacea; Nephtheidae. Bases 48 to 587 code for a protein of 179 amino acids. The transcript is spliced from 3 exons. The record is from RefSeq and is a predicted model, not a curated record.
ACUCUAAUCCAACAACAAAGGCUUUGGUUGAAAAGAGAAAUAUUGAUAUGGUAGUCUGUGUGGAUGAUCAUGUUGACUUGUCAGGGGAUGAUACUUUAUCAUCAUCAUCAUCAUCAUCAACAGAUGAUAAGGGCCUUACAGAAGCUGGAAAGGUUGCCAAAGUUGUUCAUCUUAUGAAGAACGUGCACUUGUUGUUUGGAAGUGGAAAGCUGAAUAAAUCUGCCAAGAAGCUCAUUGACCUUAUUUAUUUGAUUAAGGAUCAUGAGGAUCCAGAAGCAGUGUGCAGCCGGCGACAGGGUAAGAGUAUGCCUUUGCUGUGUCUUGAUAAAACAUCAGCCUACCUGAUAUGCCAAGGUACGCUAAUCUUUACUGUGGCAUUGAAGAGUCUCAUGAGAGCAGUCCUUGCAUUAAUUGGACUGUUUUAUGUUAUUGAUGUGGAUUAUUCGAAAUCCCAUGAGCUAGGUCUCACGAUGCUCCACAAUUUGUUAUUUAAAGACAUGAACACCCCUGCAGACCUAUAUAACUCAUUUGAGUCUGCAAAACAGGACUAUCUAGAGUUCAAACAGAACUCAUCUGAUGAUUUUUAAAUGUUGAUAAUAUAGAAAUAGAGGGCUUAAGCUUCGCAUUUGAAGACAUCUAGGCUGAGUUGAUUUUUACUUAAAAUUUGGACGGCAUUCCUUCGCAUCCUAUUUUCAUUCCGGCCUCAAAUGAAUCAUUAUACAAUUCACUUCGAACAGAUCACGAUUCCCAUCAUUGCCUCAUAUUUCCCCCUGUCGUUUGCCAUUUCUAACGGAAUGCUUAAGCCCUCUGGCCUUUUUAGUUAUGAUUUGAAUAGUACAAUGUAGAAUUGAGUGCCUGAGGCCGGUUGUACGACGAAGGCGGAUAGCGCUAUCCACCGGAUAGUGUUUUUUUCAUUCGCUCUAAAAUUGCUCGUUGUUUGGCAUAAUCUAGAUUAAAGCUUAGUAAUCUUAAGUUAGGGGACCUCUUUUUGUCGGCUCCAAAUAUUUUAUUUCAUUGCCUUUUAGGCAUGUUUAAAAGGGUUGAAAAAACCACUAUCCGGUGGAUAGCGCUAUCCGCCUUUCGUACAACUGCCCCCUGGACCCUAUAGUUUAAAUGAAACUUGCAUGCAUGCACUUUGGGUAAUUUACUUUCUGCCCUUUCGUAUUAGUGUAGUAUUGUUUUUGUUUUCUGGGGCUUUUAGCAUACCGAAUGUAUUAAUAAAUCUUAAAUAGAACUACAAUAACCUUGAAUUAAAAAAGUGUUGUUUUCUGUAUCAGCGCACCUGCCCCCAAGAAAACCGUUCUUAAAUUGAGAAUAUAAUCUUAACCUUUAUACUUAUUUUAAGAAUAUGUAUUUCUCAUUGUUCUUAAUUUAGGAAAUAUGUUCUUGUAACAAGUAAAAAUGUUCUUGCAUUCUAGGGUUAUUCUCGCAAGAACAAA